Messenger RNA from Exophiala bonariae, 1254 nucleotides. RefSeq lists its product as uncharacterized. Gene Ontology annotation, molecular function: FAD binding; monooxygenase activity. The transcript has a single exon. Lineage: Eukaryota; Fungi; Ascomycota; Eurotiomycetes; Chaetothyriales; Herpotrichiellaceae. Bases 1 to 1254 code for a protein of 417 amino acids. The record is from RefSeq and is a predicted model, not a curated record.
AUGGAGCAGGACUUAUUUCGAAUCAUUGUCGUAGGAGGUGGAAUAGCAGGUCUCGCUGCUGCGAUUGCCCUACGAGGCCCAGGCCGAGACGUCUUGGUCCUUGAGAAGUCCCAGAUGCUCCGUGAGGUUGGAGCGUUGAUCUCAUUACAGCCAAAUGCAUCGAAAAUUGUCUCGUCGUGGGACCUCGGAGAGUUUCUAAAAGAUUGCGAACCAGUCGUUGACCAGGGAUUUCGGAUCAUGAACACAGAUGGCCAUGUUCUGAACAACAUUCCCACCAGUGGACACCUCUUUGGAGCUGAUCGCAUUAUAUACCAUCGUCAGGAUUUGCAUGGUGCGCUGAGAGCUGCCGCUGAGUCUAGCAAGCGACCUGGGAGGCCGGCGCAAAUUCGUACCGGUUGUGCUGUUCAGCGUAUCGAUACGGCUGGGGGCAAGGUCGAGCUUGCCAGUGGUGAAGUGAUAGAAGGAGAUCUCAUCGUUGGGGCAGAUGGGAUACGCAGCGUCGUUCGCGACAGUGUUCUUGAGUCUUCUGUCCAACCUGUUCCAACCGGGCUAUCUGCAUAUAGGCUGUUGAUCCCGACAGAGAAGCUGAAGGAUCUGGAAGUCGACAAGGAUAUCUUCGACCCCGAGAAACCAAUUACAACCAUGAUCGUCGGUCAUGGGUCAAGAGUCGUCAUGGGUCCGGGUAGAGGGAACAAAUUGUUCGGAAUUGUUGCUCUCGUGCCCGAUGAGAAGAUGAAUGAGACCUCAGAUGCGGAUUCAUGGACUGCAGAAGGCUCGCGAGACAGUCUGCGAGAAAGCUUUGUCGAUUUCCCUCCAUGGGUACAUUCUCUUUUCGACGCGGCCCCUGACGUUGGCCUCUGGCAGUUGCGCGAUAUUCCUUCGCUGUCAAGCUGGGUCAGUGGCCAAACGAUUCUGAUCGGAGAUGCAGCACAUGCGAUGCUGCCUACCCAGGGGCAAGGCGCGAGCCAGAGCGUGGAAGAUGCGGAGGCGCUGCAGGCUUUCUUUUCUGACGUGACGAAUCGUCCGUCCCGACAAGAAGUGCAAGAUCGUCUAGCCAGGGUCUUUGACGCCAGACAUGAGCGUGCCUCGUUGAUUCAAGCAUAUAGCCGGCAACAGGCUCGGCCAGGAACAGAAGCGGGAUCGAAAAAAGUCACCUUGAAACCGGAGGAAUUUUUGGCUUUCAAUUGUGGCUACGAUGGGGCGAAGGACUGGCUGAGUCGGCAGCGGCCUGCGCAGCAGGUGGUGAAUGCUUGA